GAUAGAGAAGAAGAAGAGAAAACUUGGUCUCUUCCUCCGAGCCUGCGAGGAGAAAAUAGGGUCGCAAAUCUCUCCCGCUACGUCGCUACCUGGCUGAUUGAAUCUCGAUCGGAGGAAUCAGUAGCCGAGGACUUUCAUUUUGUCACCAACCAGCAAAUGUUAGUCUUUGAGCAGCGAAGGAGGUCUCCUAUACAUCAGCGCCCUGGACAAGCAAUAAAUAUCACCAACGUAGUAGUUGAUUUCAAAGGUUCCAGAUGAAAGAGGGGAAGAAAUUCCUAUAGCUAACCAUUCAGUGGUAGUGCCCGGUGACACAUCUGAAAGUACAGGUCAAGAACUAAGAGAAAUGUAUAGAGAUUCAAAUGAAAAUCCUAGUCAGUUAGAAUGUGGAGAUGAAAGGCAUUCUGGGAGAUCAAGGAAAAGGGUAUCUGCUUUGAGAUCACCAAUAACCAGCAGUAGAGUAUUGUGCUCAAAAGCACAAGAAAAGCCUAAAUCUUCAGAAACAACAAAUGCUUCAGCAGCUGAAAAUUCCAACAAAAGAAAAGAAAAGAAAAACGAGGAAAAGAAAGCGGAGGAAACAGAUCACUGCAAAUGAAUCAUUGGGGAUGAAAUUCCGACUAAAGUAUUUACUGAGGCGAAUACAAUAUAAACAGAGCAUAAUUGAUGCUUACUCUGGUGAAGGCUGGAAAGGUCAAAGCUUAAAAAAAAUAAAACCUGAGAAGAAGCUUCAACGUGCAAAAUCUGGGAUUUUUCAUUACAAGCUGAAAGUUAGAGAGUUAUUUUCACGCAUAGACACAUCACUUUCUCAGGGGCAGUUACCAGAAUCAUUGUUUGACUCAGAGGGGCGGAUUUAUAGUGAAGAUGUAGGUGAUAGUAUUCAGGAAGCACAGAUGCGGCAAAAUACAGGCACACAAAGCAC
Cuscuta campestris is the source of this 916-nucleotide messenger RNA. The record is from the annotation of a GenBank genome assembly. Lineage: Eukaryota; Viridiplantae; Streptophyta; Magnoliopsida; Solanales; Convolvulaceae.